AUGGCCCAGACAAUCCGGGAAGCUCUCGCCCACCGAAACGGCAAAGAAGCAACAUCAGAUGGUCAACGUGUGAAAUAUCUCAAUACCGUCGAGGCUUAUGAUAAGUGGGCCGAGGUCUACGAUACAGAUGGAAACUUCCUCCAAGCCCUCGACACAAUUGAAAUGAAGAGUUUACUCCCGCGGUUUCUAGCCCUUGUUCAAGCCCAGGCUCAGGCCAAGGCGGAAAUAGAAUCUGGUAAUCACCAGCCAUCACUCAAAUUAGUAGACCUGGGCUGCGGUACGGGUCGGAAUACACUGCAGCUGGCCAAAUCAGCGCCCAAGGAUGCCCGGAUUAUGGGACUCGAUGCGUCGCCGAGCAUGCUGGGUGUCGCUAAGGAGACACUUCGGGAGCAAUUGGGGAUUGUGGAUGGGGAUAAGGUUACACUAGAUGUUUAUGACUUACUUGCGCCCUCUGAGUCAGGAUUGGGUCUGGGCUCUCUAUCUGAGCCUUUGCGGGCCCAGUUAGGCGAUGGUGCAUCUGGGUUGAUUUCUACGCUUGUGCUGGAACAUAUUCCCGAUGACAAGUUCUUUGAGGGUGCUGCAAGGCUGAUUAAACCAGGCGGGUAUUUUCUUGUGACAAAUAUGCAUGCUGAGAUGGGGGCAAUCAGCCAAGCUGGGUUUGUGGAUGUGAAGACUGGGAUGAAGAUUAGGCCCACAAGUUAUGCGCAUAAGGUUGAAGAUGUUAUGGCUGCUGCAGAGCGGGUUGGGUUCGAGGUUGUGGCGCUGGACGAGGGAGGGCAGAGAGUACGGGAGAGGAGUGUGGAUGAGGCCAUGGUGGAGGGGCUGGGGGAAAGGGCGAAGAAGUGGGUGGGUGUUACGGUGUGGUUUGGCCUUUGCUUUAGGAUGCGGGUUGACUAG
Molecule: messenger RNA, 897 nt
Organism: Aspergillus puulaauensis
Lineage: Eukaryota; Fungi; Ascomycota; Eurotiomycetes; Eurotiales; Aspergillaceae
Product: class I SAM-dependent DNA methyltransferase
Exons: 2
Coding region: 1-897 (298 amino acids)
Source: RefSeq, a predicted model, not a curated record